Molecule: messenger RNA, 1281 nt
Organism: Erythranthe guttata (spotted monkey flower)
Lineage: Eukaryota; Viridiplantae; Streptophyta; Magnoliopsida; Lamiales; Phrymaceae
Source: RefSeq, a predicted model, not a curated record
AUGAAUCUGUAUUCACUUCCAACCUGUGUGCUGUUUCUCUUCCUUGUCAUCAAAUUCACAGCUGCUAUUACUAUUAGUAGUAAUCCAACUCACUUAACACGUGAUGUUUCGAUUAAUUGCGGUUCCGUAGGAAAUUCUGCAUCAAAUAAUGGCAGGGAAUGGAUUGGAGAUGUACAACCGAAAUCGUCUUCCUUGCUACAACUUAAGGGCUCGUCAACCACCACCUCCACCGUUAUCCCUAAUUUGAUCUCUGUUGAUCCAGUUCCACACAAAGACGGCAAGAAUCUCUCAAUCUCAAUUCUCGUAUGCAUUCCAAGUAACUUUAACGCCUCCCUCACUGCUGAUGCGCUCGGCGUUGAUUCUAUCAUCAAGGAAUUUUGUUUAAAUGUACAAGAGAAUCAACAUUUAGACAUAAUUUUCUCUCCCGAAAGUAUUCGUUCGUUACAUACAUAUGCUUUCAUAAAUGGCAUUGAGAUUUUCUCGGUGCCCGAGAAUCUUUCUUACUUUGACGGCGGAGAUGUUGGGGAGCAACUGGUUGGUGAAAAGUCUGUGUUUUACUUUGAUCACAACACUGCACUUGAAAUAUUCCACCGAAUGGAGAUUAAGCAAACCUCUGUUCACUCUGCGGGAGAUUUAGAUGAUGACAUGUUUCCGAAGUGGGCAACCCGAACUACAAAGAAGAGAUAUAACAGCACAUGGAAGAUGCCGGUGGAUGUGGGAUUCAAGUACAUGAUCAGGGUUCAUUUAUCAGAGUCGGGGCUCAAGAUCGCAGGAAGUGGCGAUCAAAUCAUUUUUGAAGUCCUUAUUAAUGAAAUGAUUGUGCACACUAAUAUUGACCACCUAGUUAAAGGAAGGAACGAAAAUAGCAUCAUAAUCUGGUAUAGUGACUACAUGGUGGUGGUGAGAGGGAACAAACGGGAAGGAAAACGCGAUAUCUUGAUUUCCUUCAAGUCAUAUGAUGAUCUUAUAGAUGCUCACACGUUUCUUUCACGAUUAGAAAUAUUUAAGUUGAGCAACUCUGAUAAUAGUCUUGCCAGUCCAAAUCCCGUGCCUCCAGCUCGAGAUUCACCAUCCCAGACGACUGUCCAAACUAUAUUCUAUUUUCUUUGUCAGAGAAACGUAAUUUCAAUUGUUGUAGUAGCUAUAAUUUCUUUGGUAUGUAUCGUUGUUCAUAAGUUGCAAGAAAUUCAGGAAGCUAAUAUUACUGAGGAGGGAAACGAACCAAAGCCAAAGCCAGAGCCAUCUACUAGGCUGAAAGUAUUUGUCGUCGUUUUUCACUAG